Molecule: messenger RNA, 396 nt
Organism: Dichotomopilus funicola
Lineage: Eukaryota; Fungi; Ascomycota; Sordariomycetes; Sordariales; Chaetomiaceae
Exons: 3
Coding region: 1-396 (131 amino acids)
Source: RefSeq, a predicted model, not a curated record
AUGUCUCGAUCCAAGGCCCCUCUUGCUAUUGGCCUCGCUGCGGCGGGCGGGAUCGGCUAUUACCUCUACUCGGCCGGCGGUUCCCCCCGUGCGGCUGAGAAACAGUUUGAGAGCGAUGCGCACCAUGUAGCAGCCAAGAUCAAGGGCGAGCUGCCACAGCAUGGAACCGAGAGUGAAUACACUGGGCGGAAGGUUGGUCAGGAGAUCGGUAGCAAGAUUGAUGGAGCAGUCAACAGCAUUAACCGCGACAUUUCUAAAUCUAAGAGCGAGGCCGAGUCGUACGCCAAGGCAGCCAAGGCCGACACACUCAAAAAGAUUGACGAAUUUGACCGCAAGGUUGAGGAUGGUGCUGCAAAGAGCAAGAGCUACCUGUCCUCGUGGUUUGGCAGUAAAUAA